UUACAUUCCAUCUUCCAAGAGCCAAAACACCCUCAACACCAGCAAUCUCGUACCGUUGUAGUACUUUCGGGCAUCUUCUUAGUUAUCAACACCCACAAUCUUCUUUGGUUGUAGUAGUUUUGUGUAUUAGAUAGAGCCAUGAAUACCAAAGGAGAAGAAAAGCAGCCACUUCAACAACCAGCAGGAGAAUCAUCACCAUCUGAGAAGUGGGGCACUAAGUACAUGGGUCCACCUGCUCCACCAUCAGCCCACCCCCUCAACCAGCAAGCAGCCACGUGGACAGCAUGGGACGAGCAGCAUCCAUACGUGCUGGGCCACACUGAAGGGGGAAAGUCCAACAACAGUCCGUUGGAAUCUGUUCUACACACCUUCAAUGAAUGGGGAAAGAAGGCAGAGACCAUGACCUCCAACAUCUGGCACAACCUUAAAACGGGUCCAUCUGUAUCUGAGGCUGCAUGGGGGAAGCUGAGCUUGACAGCGAAGGCAAUUACCGAAGGCGGGUUCGAGUCUCUUUAUAAGCAGACCUUCCCGACGGACCCCGUCGAGAAGCUGAAGAAGACAUUCGCAUGUUAUCUAUCAACAUCGACCGGCCCGGUCGCCGGGACCCUCUACCUGUCGAACGUCAACAUCGCCUUCUGCAGCGAUCGGCCGCUCACCUUCACUGCUCCAUCUGGCCAGCAGGCUUGGUUCCACUACAAGGUACUUGUACCAUUGGCGAGGAUCGACUCAAUCAAUCCAGUGAUCAUGAAAGAGAAUCCAUCAGAGAAGUACAUCCAGAUCGGUACGAUCGACGGUCACGAUUUUUGGUUCAUGGGUUUUGUGAACUAUGAGAAAGCUUGCACUCAUCUCUCAGGGGCGUUGUCCGAUUUCGUGGCAUCGAUAAAGAGAACCGAGCCACCCGUUUCCUACCCGUAGUUUGUUAUAUUACUCUCUAGCAAGAGAGAUUUUUCUUUCAUUCUUUAUUUCUUUCACCUUCCCUUUGUUUGUUAUAUUACUCUUUCGCGAGAGAUUUUUUUUUUUCAAGUAUAUGUUUGUGUUGCUAAGAAUUACAAUUUAUUAUUAGGUGUGGGGCCUUUUUGGAAUGUGGGAUUAUAAAUGGUAUUGAAUUGCAUUAGGUGGAAUUAACACCAUUAUUGUACAA
Messenger RNA from Magnolia sinica, 1141 nucleotides. Its product is annotated as GEM-like protein 5. The record is from RefSeq and is a predicted model, not a curated record. Lineage: Eukaryota; Viridiplantae; Streptophyta; Magnoliopsida; Magnoliales; Magnoliaceae. Bases 139 to 915 code for a protein of 258 amino acids. The transcript has 3 exons.